CUCAUAUCAAGUUUAACUCCUACAAGUGCAAUUGUCACAGAAACAAUUGCGCCCUGCAUAGGUAGCUUGGUUGGUGAACUAAUGGAUACUAUAUAAAAUAAUUGAAUAAUAUAAAAUAUUCCAACAAUAAAAGCAUAAGAUGGGUUGGAAAAAUGAGAAGGGAGAGCACUUGGAGUGGGCAUUUCAGACAACAGAGACAUUUAUUGAAUUAAUUUAUAAUCGUGUCGAAAAGAAGCAAAUGGAAAAGUCAAGCUUUAAGAUAGAAAUUUGGGAAGAUAUAAACAAUGAAUUGAAAAAUAUCACAGGAUUUAAUUUUGGCGUCGAUAAGCGGAAGCAAAAGUGUAAUCGUCUACGUGAUGAAUUUUCAGGAUAUUGUUGUGAACCAAAAUACAAUUCGAAAGGAAAGCUUCCCACGAAAUUUAUUGAAUAUGGAUUGAAGCAUGACUAUGAUAUGGAUAUGCUUGGUGAAAUAUUCAAUAAAUUAGGCCAGCUGUUGAUGUGCUGCAGAAAGCAAUAGAGGAAGACCAUGUUUUAAAAGUUGUUCAUAUUGAUCCUGAUCCUAUUGAAGUUCAUGGAGACUUGCAAGAAUUUGACAAAAAGAGGAAAACUGUUGUGUCUUCAAGUGAUUACCAAUACCAACAUAAGGAAGCAAAAAGAUCGAAGAAAUUCGAAGCAAGUUUAAGCAACUCGACUGAAUCAAUUAAUGGAAAGACAGAGGCUCGGCGAAUUCUUUACUUUAUAUGUUGGACAAGAUCAAGAC
Molecule: messenger RNA, 760 nt
Organism: Trifolium pratense (red clover)
Lineage: Eukaryota; Viridiplantae; Streptophyta; Magnoliopsida; Fabales; Fabaceae
Exons: 2
Coding region: 140-517 (125 amino acids)
Source: RefSeq, a predicted model, not a curated record